Molecule: messenger RNA, 1515 nt
Organism: Aspergillus lentulus
Lineage: Eukaryota; Fungi; Ascomycota; Eurotiomycetes; Eurotiales; Aspergillaceae
Product: aminopeptidase P family protein
Biological process (GO): proteolysis
Cellular component (GO): mitochondrion
Molecular function (GO): manganese ion binding; metalloaminopeptidase activity
Source: RefSeq, a predicted model, not a curated record
AUGUCGACAUGCAAAGCCGUUGCCCAGAGAUGGCCUCGAUAUCUCCACCGACACAUCUCAUUCGUCGCACCUAGCCCCUCAAUCCGGCCAGUGCUUCGACGCUGUCGCAUGAGCAAGCAGCCGUCCCUUCUCCGUUCAUACGCUUCGAUCUCCGCCACGGAGCUUAAAUUCGGGCAACCGCUUCACGAGACGCAUCCUCAUUUAUUGAAUCCUGGAGAACUGACUCCUGGUAUCACGGCUCUCGAAUACGCCCAACGUCGCUCCCGCCUUGCGAACAAGCUUCCUAAGAAUGCAAUUGCCGUGUUAGCUGCCUCGGAAGUUACUUACCGCGCUACUGGCAUCUUCAACAAUUAUCGCCAGGAUUCCAAUUUCUUCUACCUUACCGGCUUCAAUGAACCCAAUGCGCUAGCUAUCAUCGCGAAUGAUGGAUCUGGGGACAAUCACAUAUUCCACCUCUAUGUGCGUGAAAAGGAUCGGAAGGCUGAGCUCUGGGAUGGAGCGCGUUCCGGCACACAGGCGGCGAUUGACGUCUUCAACGCGGAUGAGACGGGUGAUAUUGAUCGCAUUGGGGAUAUUCUCCCAACGAUUCUUUCGGGGGCCACAGAGAUCUACACAGAUAUUCCCACCUUUAACCCCGGGAGAUCCUCCUUGCAUCGUUUCUUAUACGGCCCCACCAAUGCAUCCGAGAAGCUGAAGAAGAUGGUCGAUUAUCGCAAAGUCAAGCCCUUGCGUAACAUCUUAAACGAGAUGCGAGUGUUCAAAAGUGAGGAUGAGGUCGUCCAAUUACGCAGAGUUGGGCAGGCAUCGGGGCGAGCCUUUACGGAAACCAUGAGGCAGGCCUUUACAAAAGAGAAGGACCUGAAUUCCUUCCUGGAGUACAAUUUCAAAGUGAACGGGUGCGAUGGAAGUGCUUUUGUCCCGGUCGUUGCAGGCGGCUCCAACGCUCUGAGUAUUCACUAUACGAGAAAUGACGAUGUCUUGAGGAAUGGUGACAUGGUUCUUGUCGACGGGGGCGGGGAAUGGGGCACGUACAUAUCCGAUAUCACUCGAACUUGGCCGGUUAAUGGCAAGUUCUCCGACCCUCAGCGCGACCUAUACAAUGCAGUGUUGAAUGUGCACCGCAGUUGCGUCUCACUCUGCAGAGAGAGCGCCGGACUUUCGUUGGACAAAUUGCACAGUAUUGCUGAGAACGGUCUAAAGGAUCAGUUGCAGCAACUCGGAUUUGAUGUUUCAGGCAGUGCAAUGGGCAUGCUUUUCCCUCAUCAUCUGGGACACUACAUUGGGUUAGAUGUUCAUGAUUGUUCCGGAUAUCCUCGGAGCCAGAAUCUCAAAGCAGGCCAGUGCAUCACCAUCGAACCUGGAAUAUACGUUCCGGACAGUGAUAGAUGGCCAGAGAAGUUCCGAGGCAUCGGGAUCCGUAUCGAAGACAGUGUUUGCGUUGGUGAUGAUAACCCGAUUGUCUUGACCACAGAGGCAGUGAAAGAGGUUGAUGAUAUCGAGGCGCUUCGGGACUAG